ACCUUGCACUCUCAUUGGUGCGCUGCGUUUUCCGGAAGGCGGAAGUUUGAAGCCGCAUUGGGGCCGGGCAGGCUCUGAGUCGGACUGUCAUGGCGGUGCCGUUGCGGGACCGGUUGUGCUUCCUGAGCCGGCUGCCGGUGCUGCUGCGUGGCACUGCGGACGAGGAGGGGCCGUGCCCCGGGUUCGUGCUGGAGGAGAUCAGCAAGAUCUCUCGUGAGUCGGCAGGCAGCAGCCAGUGCCUGCUGGAGUUCCUGCUGGGCCGGCUGCGCAGCGGCUCCUGCCACGUCAAGCUGAAGGUGCUGAAGAUCCUGCAGCACACGUGUGCCCAGGGUUCACCCCAGUUCCUCUUGCAGCUGAGGAGGAACGCUGCCUUCAUUCGGGAGGCUGCAGCAUUCACUGGGCCCCCAGAUCCCCUCCACGGCAACAGCUUAAACCAGAAGGUCCGGGCUGCUGCACAGGACUUGGCCAGCUUUCUCUUCUCGGAUGCGCUGCUCCCAACUGUUACCACACUGCCUGCCCGUCCCCUGCCUCCUGCAGGCAUGGGUUCCAAAUCCAGUCCCUGCAGCUCCAUGCAAGGAUUUGGCUUCAGCAGCGAGAGAGGCGGCUCCGGCUCUUUCCCAGCCUCAGCAGGUGAAGCCCUGCUCAGCACCAUCCAGCGAGCAGCUGAAGCGGUGGCCAAUGCUGUGCUUCCCUCACCGGAGGGACCCCGGUCUCACUGUGGGGAGCUCCAUGAGGAUGCCUACCAGCCUGUGACAGCUCCUUCUCCUGCCAGGAGCCUGGCCAGCUCAACCAAUCCACCUGCAGCCACUACAGCUCACAUUGCCCGAGUGAGCCACCAGCCAGGGCUGGCGGGGGGCGGCUGGGAGGAGGCAGACAGCGGGCACAGCUCCCAGAACUCCUCGCAGGAGAAUGGUGACCUGAGCCGCACCUCAGACACCUACAGCAAAUCGGGCAGCGACAGUCACUCUGGGGCCAGCCGGGAGCUGGUGAGCGGGGCUGAGAGGGUGGAUGCUGACAGCCUGGGUGAUUGCCUGAGGGAGGUGAGCCUGGUGUCAGCGCUGACCCAGGGUGCCAGGGUCUUCCUGACCAGGGAGGAGGCACAGCACUUCCUCAAGGAGUGUGGGCUGCUGAACUGCGAGGUGGUGCUGGAGCUGCUCAGUCGGGCCCUGGAGGACCCCAGUGACAAUGUCCGCAUGCGGUCCAUGAGCGCCAUCUCAUCCCUCAUGUGCUCCGACCUGCUGGCUCUGGACCAGAUCUUUGCAGGGACACGACAGCAACUGCAGCAGCUCAGCCAAGGCAGCCCCGGCCCUGUGGCCAACCGAGCAACCAAGAUCCUGCGGCAGUUUGAGGCUCUAUGCAGAGGCCGCCCGUCCCCCAAAACCUCACGCCCGUGCUCAGCUCCAUCUACCCUCGCUGAGGGCUCAGCCCCAUGCACAGGGGACCUGCUGACAGACAUCCCACCCCUGCUCGAUGAAAGCAUCCUCCAGCCCCUGUCUGCACCCACACUCCCCGGCACUGCACCAGCAGUGGAGACAGAGCCGGCAUUGGAAGAGGAGCCCUGGGAGCAGCCCGGCCCCACAGCAGUGCCUGUCGCACACAGACAGGAGGCAGUGAGCAGGUUGGUGGGGGAUGUGGGCACGGCAGCAGUGCCCACCCGCAGCCUGUCCCUGUUUGCUGGCAUGGAGCUGGUGGCACCGCCGGGCACAGCGCUCACCCUGCGCUCACCGCCUGCGGAGCCGCGGACGUUGCCACAGCCCCAAGGUGACACCAUGCCUGAUCCGAGCGAUGCAGAGCCCUCAGCCUUCUCCUUCCUCAAUGCAUAGCUGCCUCCGGGAUCCUGCAGGGCUGCAGGCGAUGGCUGUGGGGCUCAGCGUGGGCUUCUCACCAACAAGCAGCCCUAUGGAGACGAGGGCAAUGGGGCUGCGCCUGGGCGCUGCCAGGGAGCUAUAGGAUAUGAAAUGGGGCCGGUGGCAGAGCUUCAAGGAGUCUGUCACUGUCUUCCCGUUCUGGGAAGGUAGGUGGCCCGGCCUGACCCGUGGGGGUCCGUGCUGCAGACCCUGCACUCCUAGGGCCGGGGAAGCCCUGAGUUGGACGCAGGGUCAGAGCUGUAGGGGUCGCGCUGCGGUGAUGCUGGUGGGGCCGCAGCCGGAAAGCACCAAUAAACCUGAGCCCGGAUGGGACCUGCGGCUGCCUCCGAGUGCUUGCUGGGGCCUCGGCCCUCACUGUCCCCGUCCCAGAGCCCCUUUGGAGCCAGAGCCCCUUCCCACGCACAGCCCGCGCCUCCGGACCCCGCAGCCCUUCC
Molecule: messenger RNA, 2302 nt
Organism: Lagopus muta (rock ptarmigan)
Lineage: Eukaryota; Metazoa; Chordata; Aves; Galliformes; Phasianidae
Gene: TEPSIN
Product: TEPSIN adaptor related protein complex 4 accessory protein
Exons: 13
Coding region: 90-1823 (577 amino acids)
Cellular component (GO): trans-Golgi network membrane
Source: RefSeq, a predicted model, not a curated record